GAGAUUAUCAUCAUUAUGUCUGGAAGAGGCAAAGGCGGUAAAGGACUCGGGAAAGGAGGCGCUAAGCGUCACCGUAAGGUGCUGCGCGAUAACAUCCAGGGAAUCACCAAACCCGCCAUUCGUCGUCUAGCUCGCCGCGGCGGAGUCAAGCGCAUCUCCGGUCUGAUCUACGAGGAGACCCGCGGUGUGCUGAAGGUGUUCCUGGAGAACGUGAUCCGCGACGCCGUCACCUACACCGAGCACGCCAAGAGAAAGACCGUCACCGCCAUGGACGUUGUGUACGCGCUCAAACGACAGGGACGCACCUUGUACGGCUUCGGUGGAUAAACCGCUUCAGAUCCGAGAAUAAA
This is a messenger RNA of Carassius auratus (goldfish), 350 nucleotides long. RefSeq names its product histone H4. Gene Ontology annotation, molecular function: protein heterodimerization activity; structural constituent of chromatin; DNA binding. NCBI's taxonomy places the organism in Eukaryota, Metazoa, Chordata, Actinopteri, Cypriniformes, Cyprinidae. The record is from RefSeq and is a predicted model, not a curated record. The transcript has a single exon. Gene Ontology annotation, cellular component: nucleosome. Bases 16 to 327 code for a protein of 103 amino acids.